Molecule: messenger RNA, 430 nt
Organism: Aspergillus alliaceus
Lineage: Eukaryota; Fungi; Ascomycota; Eurotiomycetes; Eurotiales; Aspergillaceae
Exons: 1
Coding region: 86-346 (86 amino acids)
Source: RefSeq, a predicted model, not a curated record
CGGCAAUAGAGAGCAGCACAAUUAGCCAACUUCCUUUCAUAAAUUUUUUUUCUUUUCUCGCGGUAUUCCUUUGCUUGUCGAUUGCAUGCAUGCAUUGCAUUAUCUGAGCUGGGGUUGGGGUCCUGCAUUGUUGCAUCAAGAAAUCUUCAUUGUUAUCCGGUCGACUGCAGCAUUAUUGGUUCAGGCUACGACAUCUAUGGAGUUAUCGGAUAUAUUCUCAAUUCUACGGAGCCGGUGUUCAGUGUGUGACGAUUUACUCUGGUUACUUUUUCUUUUCCUGUUCUAUAGAUAUUAUCUUGGUCCCUUAGGCAUGUUGAAGGCUUGGGAAGCCGACUUAGAGCAUUAGAUUGACGCACUGUUUACUUAGACUUGUGGGGCUGGAGUCACUCGCUACUGACGUCUAUUCAGUUAACCAUGUGGGCUGAAUGUA